Molecule: messenger RNA, 1370 nt
Organism: Phycomyces blakesleeanus NRRL 1555(-)
Lineage: Eukaryota; Fungi; Mucoromycota; Mucoromycetes; Mucorales; Phycomycetaceae
Exons: 5
Coding region: 23-1066 (347 amino acids)
Cellular component (GO): eukaryotic translation initiation factor 3 complex; eukaryotic 43S preinitiation complex; cytosol
Molecular function (GO): protein binding; metallopeptidase activity; translation initiation factor activity
Source: RefSeq, a predicted model, not a curated record
CCUGUAGAUUAACUUCAUCACCAUGGCCACCAGCCUUCCUACACCCGAACCUCUCAAGGUUGUCCAGAUCGAUGGCUUGGUUGUCCUCAAGAUCAUCAAGCACUGUCGCGAGUCUUAUCCCACCGAUGUCACUGGCCAGUUGCUCGGUCUUGAUGACAAGGGCUUGCUCGAAGUCACCAACUGCUUCCCCUUCCCUUUGGAUGGUGAUGAUGACACCAGUGCCCAGUACCAGCUCGACAUGAUGAGAUGCCUCCGUGCUGUCAAUGUCGACAACAACACUGUCGGCUGGUACCGUUCUGCUCACCUCGGCAACUUUGUUGAUGCCAACUUGAUCGAGACCCAAUAUAGCUAUCAGAACUCCCUCAGCGCCAACUCUGUUGUCAUUAUUCACGACGUUUCCAAGAGUGCAGCUCAGAGCAACUUGAGCUUGAGAGCCUUUAGAUUGCAAGAUGCCUUUAUGAAAGCAUACGAAGCCAAGAAAUUCACAACUGAAAGUCUUGCUCAGGCCAAGCUUUCUUUCUCAAACAUCUUUGAGGAACUUCCUGUCAAGGUUCACAACUCUCAUCUUGUUACUUUGAUGCUCCACAAUCUCGAGAUGCCCACUCUCGAUUCUAGCCGUCUCCGUACCCUUUCGACCUUUGCUUCUUCCCAGAAAGAACAGUCUGUCGCUGAUGAAGCCAGACCUCUUGCUCCUAACUUUGACGUUCUUGAUCUCGAAUUGGAUCCUUUCAUGCAGAAGAACCUCGAGUACCUGUUGGAUUGCUCCGACUUGCAGCAGCAGGAACAAAACAACUACCAGUACUGGCAGAGAAGCAUGGCCCGCGAGCAGACCAAGAUGCAGACAUGGUUGACCAAGAGAAAGCAGGAAAAUGUCCAUCGCGCACAGCAGGGCAAGCCCCUUUUGCCCGAAGACGAAGUCAACACAUUAUUCAAGCUUCCUGCCGAGCCCAGUCGCUUGGAAUCUAUGAUCCUCAGCGCACAAAUGCACAACUUCACCAAGCAGUUGAACCAGUUUGCCGGACCCAGCCUUGCAAGAUUAUAUAGCAUCCAGGAAUUGCAGAAGUAAAGAGCGAACGAGGAAAAUUAAAGACAACAACCAUCACUAUCACCAUUACCACAACUCAAGUACAAACACGAAAAAAAGUGAAAAAGGAAGAGAUACAUUCUUUUUCAUAUAUAUUUUUAUACAAACAUAUAUAUAUAUAUAUAUUUCUUGCUUUUCUCUCUUUCUCCUUCAACUUGACGCGAACAAAACAAACAGAUCAAAAAAUAUAUACAGAGACAUGAGAGGGAAGGGGAAGGGGAAGGGGAGAAGAGGAUGAGGGUUUGAGGCUUAAUGAUACUUUUUUUUAAAAAAAAAAAUAAGAGUG